AUGGGGAGGAUUUGGUUCAAGAACCGCCGCGCCAAGUGGCGCAAGAGGGAGCGCAACGCGAUGGUCAUGAUGAACACCGAUAUCAAGGGCUCGUUCGGCGGACAACUCAACGGUUUCAUGCAGCCGUUCGGUCAGCCGGACGCAGCGCUGUACUCUGGCUACCCGGGAUACCAGAACUGGGCUACUAAAGUGCCGUCCCCACUGGCUCAUAAACCGUUCUGGCCCGGAUUUGAUGCCGGUGUGAACCCGCUGGGUGUGGCCAAUCAGUCGCCGGGCGCCAGUAUCGGCAUGAACUGCUUCAGCGCCCCGCCCACCGUCUCCACGUCUCCCAUUGGCUCGCCCUCAAUGACGUCAUCACUCUCCACGUGCCCCUAUGGCUCCGGCGCCUACGCCGCCUAUGCGGUCCGUCCGGACCAAUGUCCGUCUAUGUCUUCUAGCAUUGCUAGUUUGAGGCUUCGGGCUAAGCAGCAUUCGGGGGGCUUUAGUGUUCCUGUGGGAGCGUAUAGCCCAGCAGCGGUAAGUGCGAGGUCGCAGACUGGAAAUAUGGCGGCGUGUCAGUAUGCGCCGACUGAUAGGCCGCUCGUGUGAGAGGGAAAGAGAAGAGAGGGUAGGGAGAGAGAGAGAGAGAGAGAGAGAGAGAGAGAGAGAGAGAGAGAGAGAGAGAGGGAGGGAGGGGAGAGGGGGUGACCGAUGGGAUGGGUGGGAUGAGAGGACCCUGUGACUGAGGGCUAAGGAGUUUGGGAGAGGAUCAUGACGCGACAUCAUUUUGGUAGGAAAUAAUAGGAGAGAGGGGAACCCUUUGACUAAAGGGAGGAGAAUGGGGUGAAGGAAGGCCUUACUGGCUUACUCGUUACCAAGAUAUUUGUGUCAUGAGGGGGCCUGAGGAUCCCUUUGGCAAGUAUUUAAUUACUGGCGAGGGGAAUAGGAAAGGGUGGUUCAAGCUCCGCAAACCCUCUCUCUCUCGUUCUCUCUCCUCCCUCUUCCCUCUCACACCCCUGCCACUACUUGUACAUAGGCGUGGUUACCAUAGCAAUCGGAAACGAUCGACAAUCGAGAUAAACGAACGGUUCACAACGACGGGCUGGCGACAGAAACGAACCUAGCGGCGUGUGUGUGUACUAGUAGUUCAUUUGCAAUGGCUGGGACUGACAGAGUGCGCUACUGCCGCUGCUCCUCCCAAAGUGUGCCGUGAAAGGGGGUGGGAGUGUUAUUUCUUUCGUUUUUCGCUGUUUAUGACUUGUCUAUGAUGCAUCCAGCACCCAUUUUCCGCCCUUGAAUGCUUCUUUCAUCCUCUGCUGUUCAUAUUGCUACAAGUGUGUGUAAAUAAGUGUUUAUUCCAUUCUCUGGUGAAAAUCAACCUUGCAUACCUAUUCACUUUUCUCAUCGCUCGCUUUCUACCUCUUACUCUCUCCAUCUCCCCCCUCCUCUUCCCUUCUAGGGCACGCUCGCUGGUGCGGCAUUGUAUGAUAUUAGGAUAAUUCCCUUCGCCGUUCCCUGCGCUUCCGUUUUCGACGUGUGCAUAUGCUAGACCCGUUUUGCGUGUGUGUUUGCGUUAGUGCGUACGAUUGCGUACAAAUGUACGGUGUGCGAUGCGUGCAACAUAUGCCUGCAAUGCGUGCAACAGUGCAACAUGGGACAUCGUGUGGCUACAUGCAACAUGGCGCACGUUUCUUGCAACAUGCGUGCACAACGUGCAAUGCGUGCAGCAUGGCGUACAGUGCGUGCGUCUAACGUGCAAUGGCGCACUCUGGUCUAGGAAAGCACCAGAGAGAGACUUGACCUUGCGCUGAUCGCGAAUCAGGACGUCUAAGCCUCUGGUUUGCCAUGAGAAGCUUGUAUAAACUCGGACUUGAUAUAACGACUGAUAGCGACUUGGUGUUAGGUGUUUAUAUUGCUGUGUGACGUCAUGGGAACAGACGAGCUUGUGACGUCAUGACAUGUGUGACGUCAUCUUACGCGAGAGCGAGUUGUUCUGUGUUGAGCUUUGUGAGCUUCCAUGGCUUCUGUUUUGCGUCUGUUGUGCUCCCUUUUUAACUCUAUCUUCCCCGCGCGUACUGCUGUUUUAUUUAAUUGUACCGUAUUUAUUCACCCCUAUUUAAACCACUAAUUUAUUUUACAAACCAACCUGUUUUCGUCUGUGCCAUUCAAUCGAAGUUUUGAAUUGUUCCAAGCGCGAGGCACGACUGUUUUAUUAUUGGAAGGUGUAAUUAUGGAAUCACAACUCACAACUUGCAAGCUGUGCCAUGCUUUUAAUGUGAACCCUCCUGCGACUUUGCGGGAUAAAAUUGUGCCAACGAGUUUCUCAGCGAUUUGUGUGUGUCCUUGUAGAGCACCAAUGGUGUUGCGUUUUGUAUAUUCCCCUUGUACGAUGCUGCUACACGAAAUUUGAGCGAGUUGGACUUGUGCCAAAGUGCGCAAAGCUGCUGUUGCUAUGUGCAUUGAAUGAUGGCAGCGCUUUAAAAAAGACAGUGCGUGGUUUCUUGUGAGUUGAAACGAAUCGUUGUGAGCUCGAGUGUUUGUUUGAUGGCAAAUGAACACAGGAAAAUG
Molecule: messenger RNA, 2547 nt
Organism: Amphibalanus amphitrite
Lineage: Eukaryota; Metazoa; Arthropoda; Thecostraca; Balanomorpha; Balanidae
Product: pituitary homeobox x-like
Exons: 3
Coding region: 1-588 (195 amino acids)
Biological process (GO): regulation of transcription by RNA polymerase II; anatomical structure morphogenesis
Cellular component (GO): nucleus
Molecular function (GO): RNA polymerase II cis-regulatory region sequence-specific DNA binding; DNA-binding transcription factor activity, RNA polymerase II-specific
Source: RefSeq, a predicted model, not a curated record